CUGCUUGUGCACAAACCACAACAAGACAAGCAAGCAAGCAAGAAGCGAGCAGCACAGCACGGCAGACGAGAUGCUCAGCGACAUGAGACGCACACCAACCACAAGCGCAACAACAACAACCACAACUACACCAACAACAACCACAGCAGCCUUUCCCUCCCUCCCCCGCUUCCUGCCCACUCUGCCCACCAUCCUCUUCCUCCUCCUUCUCGUCCUGCUCGCAGAACCAAUGAGCUGGGGAGAAGUGGUGUUUGUGGAGGAUGAUGAGGGCGCAUUGCACAUCAACACGAGCGAUCCAGCGAGCCAGCCCGUUUUGGUCAACGGGAUGAACGUGGAUGCGCUCUUCGAGACAGUGGCUGCACAGCAGAGCAUGCUGCAGGUGUACCAGCAAAACGUACAGGCGCAGCAGAGCACGAUUGCCAUGCAGCAGGACACGAUCAGCUUGAACCAAGCAAGGAUCGACGCGCUGAGAGCUGAGGUGUGUCACGCAAGUGCCAGCACGUUUGGAGACCUUGGCGCGUCAUCAGACAAGUGGCGUGGCGGUGUGCUUGCCAGCAACGGCUUGAUCUAUGCGACGCCGUACAACGCCCCGUCGGUGCUCAUCAUCGACCCAGUUACCAACACGGUCGACACAACGUCCAUCUCCGGGCUCGGCUCUGACAUGUACAAGUGGGCCGGCGCCGUGUUGGCACACACCGGCCUCAUCUACAUGUUUCCCGCUGCACGGCCGUCAGUGCUGAUUGUUGACCCCAGCAGCAACACAACCGAUGUUACGAGCAUCGAUUUCCUGGGCAUGCGCGACUUUAAGUGGCUCACUGGCGUGGCUGCUCAUAACGGUUUCAUAGUCGGCAUCCCGUCAUCAGCCACAGCCGUGCUGAUCAUCGAUCCAACCACAAACGCAGCCGACAACACCACUUUGUCUGGGCUUGCCUCUGACAGCAACAAGUGGUACGGCGGUGUUCAGGCACCCAACGGCCUCAUCUACGGCAUUCCAGACACCUCAAGCUCUGUUCUCAUCAUCGACCCUGUCUCCCUCACGGCGGACACCACGACACUCGCGGGCUUGGGAUCUGCUCCCUUCAAGUGGUUUGGCGGUGUGCUCGCCGGCAACGGCCUCUUGUACGCCAUUCCAAGCCGCGCGACAAGCGUCCUUGUCGUCGACCCAGCGUCCAACGUGACGACCCUGCUUGCUGUUGCGGAUCAUGCCGGCGUAGACGACUGGGUUGGCGGCGUGCUCGCACCCAACGGCAACAUCAUCGGCAUCCCGCACAACUCCGCCUCCAUUCUCGUCAUCGACCCUGUGGCAAACACCACCAGCACGAAGCCCAUCGAAGUUAGCGGCGCAGCAGAACCGCGCAAGUGGCGCGACGGAGUGGUGAUUGGCAACGGCCUAAUAUACGGUAUUCCACGCGACGCUGAAACCGUGCUGGUCAUCGACCCUGGGUGUUAAUCAACGAUUCGCGUUGUCUUGCUUUGGCUGCUCCGGCGUUGCCUGUGUGUUCUGCGUUGCUUGGACUCUUACGAGCUCCUGAGUACAUCUUCACUGUCUCGAUGCCCUCGCGCGUUGUCUGUGCUCUACCCUGGUGUACUGGUACACAAUAACACACCCGUCA
Molecule: messenger RNA, 1613 nt
Organism: Salpingoeca rosetta
Lineage: Eukaryota; Choanoflagellata; Craspedida; Salpingoecidae
Exons: 1
Coding region: 71-1450 (459 amino acids)
Source: RefSeq, a predicted model, not a curated record